CUCCACUCUCUAAAUCCUCAAUCAAUUGAUCAAUCAAUCAUUUCAAGGAAAGAAGCUUUGUUCUCUCUAAACUCUCAUCGUCUCUGUUUACGCUCAUUCUUCUUCUUUCUCUCUGUUUGGUUCCUGAGUAUAAUCAGAGCCACGGAGAUUCUUCAAAGGUUCUUCCUUGCCACUGGAUUGCUUACACUCAGCAAAGUUGAAGUUUUUCUGCUCAGUUUCUGUUGAUUGUUGAAAAAAGUUAUUCAAUCCAGCAGCUGCAUAGAAGUGCUUUGUUUUUACCCCAUUGAUAUGGCCACUAAUGAAAAUCUUCCGCCAAACGUUAUAAAGCAACUUGCAAAGGAGUUGAAGAGCCUAGAUGAAUCCCCUCCUGAAGGCAUAAAAGUAGGUGUUAACGAUGAUGACUUCUCAACAAUAUUUGCUGAUAUUGAAGGCCCAGUCGGGACUCCCUAUGAGAAUGGUCUCUUUCGCAUGAAGUUGAUAUUGUCUCAUGAUUUCCCAUGUUCUCCUCCCAAAGGUUACUUCCUUACAAAGAUCUUUCAUCCGAACAUUGCAACCAAUGGUGAGAUUUGUGUCAACACUUUGAAGAAGGAUUGGAAUCCAAGCCUCGGAUUGCGACAUGUUCUAAUUGUUGUUAGGUGUCUACUGAUUGAACCGUUUCCAGAAUCGGCUUUGAAUGAACAAGCUGGCAAGAUGCUGCUUGAAAAUUAUGAUGAGUAUGCCAGACAUGCCAGGCUCUAUACAGGAAUCCAUGCAAAGCCAAAACCGAAAUUCAAGACUGGAGCCAUCUCGGAGUCCACAACCGCCCUCAAUGUCGACCCGAUAAAUACGUCGGCACUUAAUACAGAUCUGAUAAACACAUCUGCUGCAUUGCCUUUGGCAUGUCCAACGGCCCAUUCUAAUACUGCAGUCAGAGGUGGUCAGGAGCAACAGCAGCCAAAUGUUGUUUCGACACCAGCCUCGGAAUCAGGAGUUGGGGGCUCCGGGGGGGCGGUUGCAGCAGUGGUCAAGAAGGAAGCUGGACCGUUAAAAAUGCAGAGUGACAAGAAGAAGAUAGAUGCAAGAAAGAAAAGCUUGAAGAGAUUGUGAUGUUAUAUUAAAUGAGUGAAAAUGUCAAAUUAAUGGCCAGCUUUUUAAGGUUAGCUCUCUUGUUCAAUAAUGGUGGGCGCUUUAGAAAAAAAGAAUUUAGAACUGAGAGUUAAAAGAAGUGUUGUGCAACCAACUUGUAAGGAACACAUUUUCAUUGGCUGAAUCACUUACGGAGUUGACUUCUUCCUUCAACAUUUCCUUUUCCUUUUAAAUAUUUCCAUUAAAAAUAAAUGUUUGCAUAAAUUUUGCUUA
This is a messenger RNA of Benincasa hispida (wax gourd), 1338 nucleotides long. RefSeq names its product ubiquitin-conjugating enzyme 22 (gene UBC22). The record is from RefSeq and is a predicted model, not a curated record. Lineage: Eukaryota; Viridiplantae; Streptophyta; Magnoliopsida; Cucurbitales; Cucurbitaceae.